GGCCCAUGCUCGCUUGUGACCAGGGCCUUCUAAGUCCGCGCAAACGGUGAAACAACCGGGCCGUAUUUUUGUCACCUUCUCCAUCUGUCUCGACUCCCCGCCCGCUCGGCGCCAAUGUAUCCGCCUACUCGAUGUCUUUCGGUGCCAACAUGUCAGGCAUGUCUCCGCGUCACCUGACGAUCGUGCACGGCAUGACAGUCGCGUGGUUACUUGGUUCUGAAAAGACUCGAACCUGCCGGGCCCGUGGAUGCCACUCUAGGCCCGAUGUGCGUCAUUGCCGACACAUACAGUCCCGAGCGCGUUCGACGGUGAUGUGUUUUCAUCCUCCAGUCCCCUCGUUAUACAGUAGCGGUGACAAGCUCAGCCUGGUCCUUCUAUUAAUCCUAAGGCGGGUUCCCUCUGCGUCAUCACAUUCGGCGCGUCGGAAGCGGCCUUACCAUUUUCGGAAUCGCAUCCCGGCUUCAGUCAACUCUGCUUAUGCGAAUCUUGCCAGGUCGCACCGCUCCUCAUCAUCCACUGCAGAUUGAAAACAUGUACGGCCCGCCUCAGUCACUCUCCCUACGUAAAAUCUGGCCGUUUGCACUCCCCCUGGGGCGAACAUAAAAGCCUACCACUGAUCUCUGCUUCAUCCGGCAUCCCUCCUCAUUCAUACGUCCUUCCUCCUAUACGAACACCCUAAUGUCUUCACUCUCAGUCGCCACCGAGCACACGGUGACUGUGAACGACCACGCCGGUCUCACCCUACAAACUUCGAAGGAGCAGUCUGGUUUGACAGGCAUAUCCAAUGGCGUGGACAGUUCCUUUUCCGCUCCCACUGAAAAGUCUGCCGAAUUGGAAGAGGAAGAAAUUGUGUAUCCCUCUGGGCUAAGGCUCGGAUUGCUGACGAUCGCCCUGUGUUUGAGUGUGUUCCUGGUCGCUCUGGACAAUACGAUCAUCGCGACCGCUAUUCCCAAGAUCACAGACCAAUUCAAGUCGCUGAACGACGUGGGGUGGUAUGGUUCUGCAUAUCAACUCGUUCGUGCACAACUCCUUUUCUGUGGCUCCUUGAUUGAACUCAUUGGACUUAUCAGACCACUGCCGCUACACAAUUGCUCUUUGGAAAGUUCUACACGUUCAUGCCAGUCAAGUGGGUAUUCAUCACGGCUAUUCUUGUCUUCGAGCUCGGCAAGAUCUGCUAUCUGUGGUGCAGCCCCGACUUCCAAUGCGCUCAUCAUCGGUCGUGCGAUCGCCGGGUUAGGCUCGGCGGGGAUCUUUUCCGGCGCCAUGAUCAUCGUCGCCAACACGGUCCCACUCGCCAGGAGGCCGAUAUACACCGGUAUCAUUGGUGGCACAUUCGGUAUCGCCAGUGUCGCUGGCCCGUUGAUGGGUGGUGUCUUCACCGACAAACUCAGUUGGCGGUGGUGUUUCCUGAUCAACCUUCCUCCUGGCGCAUUCACUCUUCUCUUCCUCACCUUCUUCUUCACCAUGCCGGGUAAGCCGCCGGUCAGGGAAGAGAUGUCCUUCAAAGACAGGUUGAUGCAAUUCGACCCGAUGGGAACCGCCAUCUUCAUCCCUGCGAUCGUCUGUCUGCUUCUCGCUCUGCAGUGGGGUGGAUCCAAGUACCCGUGGAAGGACGGCCGUGUCAUCGGUCUCUUCGUUGUGUUCGGCGUUCUCAUCUCUGCCUUCAUCGCUAUCCAGUUCUGGCAAGGUGAUCGUGCCACCAUCCCGUUGCGCAUCUUCAAGAAGCGCACCAUCUGGAGCAGCGCCUGGUACUUGUUCGCCAUCGGCUCUGGGUUCAUGAUCUUCUCGUUCUACCUCCCGAUCUACUUCCAGUCGAUCCACAACGUCUCGGCUGUCAACUCGGGCAUCUCCACCCUGCCCAUGAUCCUGUCUCUCGUUUUCGCCUCUAUUUCGGUCGGCGUAGUCAUCGCUCAAGUGGGAUACUACGCCCCGUUCAUGAUUGCCUCGACCAUCAUCGCCAGUGUCGGCGCGGGACUGAUCACCACUCUCGGCGUGUCCUCGGGCCACACGAAAUGGAUCCCAUACCAGGUCAUCUUUGGGUUGGGUCUUGGUCUCGGAUUGCAGCAGCCCUCGCUGGCUGUCCAAACCGUGCUGGAUAUGAUCGACGUUCCAUCUGGCACAGCAAUCAUUAUGUUCUCGCAGACCCUCGGUGGCGCGCUGUUCAUCUCUGUUGGCCAGAACGUGUUCACCAACCAGCUCGUGAGCGGACUGGCCAAGUACGCGGCGGGCCUCGACCCCAACGUCGUUCUUUCCGCGGGCGCCACUUCCCUGCGCUCGAAUGUUCCUGCUGACAAGCUUGCCGGGGUCCUGCUUGCUUAUUCCCAUGCUCUCGACUCCGCCUUUUACGUCGGUGUGGCUAUGACGGGGCUGUCCAUCAUCGGCUGCUUGUCUAUCGAGUGGAGGAGCAUCAAGGGGAAGAACAUUGAGAUGGGCAUGAUGGGUUAGAUGCCCAGCCUUUACAUGGUCGAAAUCAUCCAUUUACUCAAGCUGAUUCAUUUACAUUCGAAUUAAUUCAACGUUAUUUUGUCGUUGGCUCAGUGUCAUCUCUAUCUUAUGCAUUGAGACGAC
Molecule: messenger RNA, 2568 nt
Organism: Mycena citricolor
Lineage: Eukaryota; Fungi; Basidiomycota; Agaricomycetes; Agaricales; Mycenaceae
Source: the annotation of a GenBank genome assembly